AUGAGCUAUCAACAUCAGCUACCUGCUGUGCCAGAGAACUCGGUCGUGGCGACCUGGCAGCAGCCAGCGCCUUUGCCGCAGCAAGCUGUGCACCCAUCUUGCUUUGUAUCUCGACUGGCAGGGGAACUACUCCUUUCUCGUACCGAUAACAUGAACUUGCGUCACAUGAGUACACAGUUACAGAAGGAUGUUGGCUGUUGGCGACAAGAGUAUGAACGACUCCUUGUCGAGCACUGGAAAGUCUUGGAACAUAAUACCAGUCUCCUGGGCCAGGUUUCGAGACUCAAAGAACAGAUCCGGGUGACUAGGUCCAAGCGUACCAACAAUAGAACUCGCCGCGACGACAGUACUGUUGCGAUUCCUGUUGAGACGGCUAGCAGCGAUAACGAUCCAGCAAAUGAUCAGGUAGCUAGUGGCGCCGGUUAUUAA
Messenger RNA from Fusarium poae, 429 nucleotides. RefSeq lists its product as uncharacterized. NCBI's taxonomy places the organism in Eukaryota, Fungi, Ascomycota, Sordariomycetes, Hypocreales, Nectriaceae. The record is from RefSeq and is a predicted model, not a curated record. The coding region runs from base 1 to 429 and encodes 142 amino acids. The transcript is spliced from 2 exons.